CACAUCCCUAAGGUUCAAGCAAACGAGGGAACUUGCAAUGGCGGACGAGGGUGCUUCCCCCCGCGAACUGAUCCUCGAAGCUUGUCGUCGCAACAACACUUCUCUCCUUGAGGAAACCAUAGCAGAUCUUGAGGCAACGGCGAAGAAACAAGGAAACAAGAACCCGGCUGACUAUGUGGCCGAUGUCCUGAAUAAGGCCGCUGAUGGCGUGGGUAACGGUUGUCUGCAUGUCGCGGCCACCUAUGGAAGUUACGAGAUUCUCGAUCUCCUCCUCGAUCAAGAAGGGAUUCAAAUCGACGAAGUUGAUCGGAUGGAGGCAGACACACCCCUGCACAAAGCCGUACGCUACGUAAACUCGCUCGAUAAAUCUGAGUGGGAGCCUGUUGGCCACCCAAUCGUCGAUAUUCUGUUGGAUGCUGGUUGCGACCCUAGGAUACGAAACAAGGCAAAGCUGAAGCCGGUCGAAUUAACGGAUCCUCGAAAUGCAGCACUGCGGAGCAUGUUGCAAAAGGGCGAGUUUGCCAUGACUGCUGGUGGCGACGUUGUUCAAGAUGACGACGACGGACCAACUGGCAGCGCAAGCGAUAGUGACUGAAGGAUACAUCACGUUAUUGGGGUUAUGAAGCUUUCAAAGCGGAUGGGACAUGAUUUGAUAGUUCUCUCGAUUGCAUAUUCGAAGCAUACCAGCUCUCUCUCCUCGAACGCUCGAGUUCGAGCUCGAGUCUAUGCUUUGUACUGCCGAUGCGAUAUUGCCGGCGACCAUAGCUUGAAUACAGGAUUAGCUGGCUUUCGAGUAUAUGCCAGUGCACGAAUGUCGUACAUUAAUUCCAUCUUCUUCUCGCAGAGAUUUGCAUUCCUCAGAGCACUUUUGUCCCUCAUAGCCCCCCAUCAUGAUUUC
Periconia digitata is the source of this 898-nucleotide messenger RNA. Lineage: Eukaryota; Fungi; Ascomycota; Dothideomycetes; Pleosporales; Periconiaceae. The record is from the annotation of a GenBank genome assembly.